Molecule: messenger RNA, 6419 nt
Organism: Peromyscus leucopus (white-footed mouse)
Lineage: Eukaryota; Metazoa; Chordata; Mammalia; Rodentia; Cricetidae
Gene: Slc12a2
Product: solute carrier family 12 member 2
Exons: 27
Coding region: 191-3805 (1204 amino acids)
Biological process (GO): potassium ion import across plasma membrane; sodium ion transmembrane transport; chloride transmembrane transport
Cellular component (GO): membrane
Molecular function (GO): sodium:potassium:chloride symporter activity; ammonium channel activity
Source: RefSeq, a predicted model, not a curated record
CUGGCGGCGAGCGUGCCGCGCGCGGGCUAGUGGCAGCAGCGGCAGCGACAGCGGCAGCAGCAGCAGCGGCGCUGCGACUCUCGCAUCCGGCUCCUUAAACGGGAUCGCGGGGCCAAAGGACCCGAGCCGCGCUGUUGGCAAGCGUUCACCGGCUCGCUCCGCAGGUUUUCCCCCCGAGCGUCGGGCGGCGAUGGAGCCCCGGCCCGCGGCGCCCUCGUCUGGCGCACCGAGGCCCGCCCGGGAUGGGGACGCGCCGCUGGCUGCCGCCGCCGCCGGGGUGGACCUGCCCGGCACUGCCGUGCCCUCCGGUCGAGAGGAUGCUCCGGCUGGGAGUCAGGCCGGCGGGGUGCGCGGAGAGGGAGCGGCGGCGGGGGGCGAUGGGCUGGGCAGACCUCUGGGGCCCACCCCCAGCCAGAGCCGCUUCCAGGUGGACCUGGUUUCCGAGAACGCCGGGCGGGCCGCGGCGGCGGCGGCAGCGGCAGCGGCUGCGGCUGCAGCCGGGGCGGCGGACAAGGAGACCCCGGCGGCCGGGAAAGCCGGUGGUGAGAGCGGCACUGCCAAGGGCAGCGAGGAAGCCAAGGGCCGCUUCCGCGUGAACUUCGUGGACCCGGCUGCCUCGUCGUCCGCGGACGAUAGCCUGUCGGAUGCGGCGGGGGUCGGAGGCGACGGGCCCAACGUGAGCUUCCAGAACGGCGGGGACACGGUGCUGAGCGAAGGCAGCAGCUUGCACUCGGGCGGCGGCAGUGGACACCAUCAGCAGUACUACUAUGACACCCACACCAACACCUACUACCUGCGCACCUUCGGCCACAACACCAUGGACGCGGUGCCCAGGAUCGACCACUAUCGGCACACGGCCGCGCAACUGGGCGAGAAGCUGCUCCGGCCCAGCCUGGCAGAGCUCCACGAUGAGCUGGAAAAGGAGCCUUUUGAGGAUGGCUUUGCAAAUGGAGAAGAAAGUACUCCAACCAGGGAUGCUGUGGUUACCUAUACUGCCGAAAGUAAAGGAGUUGUAAAGUUUGGAUGGAUCAAGGGCGUAUUAGUACGUUGUAUGUUGAACAUUUGGGGUGUGAUGCUCUUUAUUAGAUUGUCGUGGAUUGUGGGUCAAGCUGGAAUAGGUCUCUCCGUCCUUGUAAUAGCGAUGGCCACUGUCGUGACGACGAUCACGGGACUGUCUACUUCAGCAAUAGCCACCAAUGGCUUCGUAAGAGGAGGGGGAGCAUAUUACUUGAUCUCUAGAAGUCUGGGGCCCGAGUUCGGCGGCGCCAUUGGCUUGAUCUUUGCCUUUGCCAAUGCAGUGGCGGUUGCUAUGUAUGUGGUUGGGUUUGCAGAAACGGUGGUGGAGCUGCUUAAGGAACAUUCCAUACUUAUGAUAGAUGAAAUCAAUGAUAUCCGAAUUAUUGGAGCCAUUACAGUAGUGAUUCUUCUGGGUAUUUCAGUAGCUGGAAUGGAGUGGGAAGCAAAGGCUCAGAUCGUCCUCCUGGUGAUUCUUCUUCUGGCCAUCGCUGACUUCGUCAUAGGAACGUUCAUCUCACUGGAGAGCAAGAAGCCCAAGGGGUUCUUUGGCUAUAAAUCUGAAAUAUUUAAUGAAAACUUUGGACCGGAUUUUCGAGAGGAAGAGACUUUCUUUUCUGUAUUUGCCAUUUUCUUCCCUGCUGCAACUGGUAUUCUAGCUGGAGCAAACAUCUCAGGUGAUCUUGCAGAUCCUCAGUCAGCCAUACCCAAAGGAACACUCUUAGCCAUUUUAAUUACUACAGUGGUUUACAUAGGAAUUGCAGUGUCCGUAGGUUCUUGCGUGGUUCGGGAUGCCACUGGGAAUGUGAAUGACACCAUUACAACAGAGUUCACAAACUGCACAUCUGCAGCCUGCAAACUGAACUUUGACUUUUCCUACUGUGAAAGCAAUCCCUGUUCUUAUGGGCUAAUGAACAACUUUCAGGUGAUGAGCAUGGUGUCGGGGUUCGCACCCUUAAUCUCGGCAGGUAUCUUUUCAGCCACACUUUCGUCAGCGCUAGCCUCUCUCGUGAGUGCCCCCAAAAUAUUUCAGGCUCUAUGUAAGGACAAUAUCUACCCAGCUUUCCAGAUGUUUGCCAAAGGUUAUGGGAAAAAUAAUGAACCUCUCCGUGGUUACAUCUUAACAUUCUUAAUUGCACUUGGAUUCAUCUUAAUUGCUGAAUUGAAUGUUAUUGCUCCAAUUAUCUCCAAUUUCUUCCUUGCAUCGUAUGCAUUAAUCAAUUUUUCAGUAUUCCAUGCAUCACUUGCAAAAUCUCCAGGAUGGCGUCCUGCGUUCAAAUACUACAACAUGUGGAUAUCCCUCAUUGGAGCAAUUCUGUGUUGCAUAGUGAUGUUUGUCAUUAACUGGUGGGCUGCCUUGCUCACGUACGUGAUAGUUCUUGGACUGUACAUUUAUGUUACCUACAAAAAACCAGAUGUGAACUGGGGAUCGUCUACACAAGCCCUGACUUACCUGAGUGCACUACAGCACUCAAUUCGUCUUUCUGGGGUAGAAGACCAUGUGAAAAACUUCAGGCCACAGUGUCUUGUUAUGACAGGUUCUCCAAACUCACGCCCUGCUUUACUUCAUCUUGUUCAUGACUUCACGAAAAAUGUUGGUUUGAUGAUCUGUGGCCAUGUGCAUAUGGGCCCUCGAAGACAAGCUAUGAAAGAGAUGUCCAUUGAUCAAGCCAAAUACCAGCGAUGGCUCAUUAAGAACAAAAUGAAGGCUUUCUAUGCCCCGGUUCAUGCCGAUGACUUGAGGGAAGGGGCACAGUACUUGAUGCAGGCUGCUGGUCUUGGUCGAAUGAAACCGAACACGCUUGUCCUUGGAUUUAAGAAAGACUGGUUACAAGCAGAUAUGAGGGAUGUGGAUAUGUAUAUAAACUUAUUUCAUGAUGCUUUCGACAUCCAGUAUGGAGUUGUGGUUAUCCGCCUAAAGGAAGGAUUGGACAUAUCACACCUCCAAGGACAAGAAGAAUUACUGUCUUCACAAGAAAAAUCACCUGGUACCAAGGAUGUGGUAGUAAACGUGGACUACAGUAAAAAGUCAGAUCAAGACACUUGCAAAUCAUCUGGUGAAAAGUCUAUUACACAUAAAGAUGAGGAAGAGGAUGGCAAGACUCCAACUCAGCCACUGUUGAAAAAAGAAUCCAAAGGCCCUGUUGCACCUUUAAAUGUAGCCGACCAAAAGCUUCUCGAAGCUAGUACACAGUUUCAGAAAAAACAAGGAAAGAAUACUAUUGAUGUCUGGUGGCUUUUUGAUGAUGGAGGUUUGACCUUGUUGAUACCCUACCUUCUGACUACCAAGAAAAAGUGGAAAGAUUGUAAGAUCCGAGUAUUCAUUGGUGGAAAAAUAAACAGAAUAGACCAUGACCGGAGAGCGAUGGCUACUUUACUUAGUAAAUUCCGAAUAGAUUUCUCUGAUAUCAUGGUCCUAGGAGAUAUCAACACCAAACCAAAAAAAGAAAAUAUUGUCGCUUUUGAUGACAUGAUUGAGCCAUACAGACUUCAUGAGGAUGAUAAAGAACAGGACAUUGCAGAUAAAAUGAAGGAAGAUGAGCCUUGGCGAAUAACAGAUAAUGAGCUUGAGCUUUAUAAGACUAAGACAUACCGGCAGAUCAGGCUAAACGAGUUAUUAAAGGAGCACUCAAGCACAUCUAAUAUUAUUGUCAUGAGUCUCCCAGUCGCACGGAAAGGUGCUGUGUCCAGUGCUCUGUAUAUGGCUUGGUUAGACGCUCUAUCUAAGGACCUGCCACCAAUCCUCCUAGUUCGUGGGAAUCAUCAGAGCGUCCUUACCUUCUAUUCUUAAUUAUUCUGCACCAUGGACUGCCCUCCAGGAAUGGUACUUCAGUGCCUAGUGAAAGCGACUGAAAUCGUCAGUAACACCAGAUAUCACGGUGGUGAACUGGGACUUUGUUUCAGUACUUCAUUUAUUUGAAAGCACAUGAAAAAGUUGCUCCAUUGAUAGAUAGAUGGAGACUUCAGUUUUGGUCAACUCCAUAUCAGUGACUGGUAAUUCUUUCUUGUUGGACUGGAGUUCAUGAGAGUAAAGUUGUCCUUUGCUACUUGGAAGCAAUAAGAGUGCGUUAUUUUUUGAUUGAUGAGAGGAGUACAAAAGCCUUUAGCCUUGAGGUGCCUUCUGAAAUUAACCAAAUUUCAUCCAUACAGCUAUCGUCUUUUGUAAAUUUAUAGAAUGGUAAACUUUGCCUUCAGAUGUUUUCAUUUCUAAUCUGUCACCUUCAGUGGACACUCCUUUUCAUCUUCCAUUGACCAGUCAGUCUGGAGUACUGUGUGUUUUGUAUUACUUUUGUAAAAGUAUCUGUUAGAUACUCAAGAUGAUUAGGACAAACUAAUAAAAUAUAUGGGGGAAAAUACCAAAAAAUGGAGCCCAAGGUUAGGUUUAUGUGAGUAUAUGUACAUGUAGAGCAAGGAAAUAGAGGCCCAAACACCAUUUUUAACUCUCAAUUGAAAUUAUGUAUUAUUUCUUAUAAAUCUUAGAAAAGGGUGAAGAUCUACCCAGCACUACUUAUAUGAUGCUGAAAAAUCACAUGUCCUUUUCAAGCAAAACCCGAGAUCAUUUGUAUUAUUUCUAAAAGAUCUGUUCUAAUUUAGAAUUCCUCUCAAAUGUGAGGGACUUUUAAGACAUGGUAACAGGUGGUUUUGGAGGAAAUUUAGACAAAGAAAUGCCAUUUAAUAGAACAUUUCAAUAAACACUAUGGGACUUUCACUAUCCUACGCCAUCCUUUAUUUAAAAAAAAAAAAUCAUUAAAAUUUUAUCAAUGGUUAAAUGGACCACUGUUUUCUUAGUGGAAAUGGUUUUAGGCUUAAUUUAUUCAAGUAUCAAGUACAUUUAGUCUUAAUACACUCAGGUUUGAACAGAUUAUUCUGAACAUUAAAAUUUAAUCCAUUCUUAAUACUUUAAAACUUUUGUGUUAAAGAAAACUGCCAGUUUGUGCGUUUGACCUUGUCGUCUACUCGUGCACUUGACAGUGCAGAUGUGCUGUCCUGAAAGCUUUAUAUACAGUUUCUAAUGUGAAGUUUCUCAUUUUUCAAGGAAGGACUUCCUAAACACAUUUCAAGGGAUUCGUGUCUACAUGUCUGUAUGUGUGUAUGUUAUGCAUACACAGGUGCAUAUGUGUAUAUGUAAAGAAAUUUCGGUUGCUGGUGUUUCAGAUUUUAAAGUGGUCACAGUUGAGUAGAUUACAUUUUUUUGUUUUGUUUUGUUUCAAUAAAUAUUCAAGUCAGAUCAAGAGGUUACAGGUGUCAUGGAGGACAAAGACAAUUUGAAGAUUAUAGUGAAACUUGGUCCAGUUAUCCAGUUAGGUACAGUGCUGUUGAGCAGUUGAUUAGUGAGUUUCAGUGGUGGAAAACAGACACAGACUUCCAUCAUCUUAGGGAAAUGUUAGAUAAGCAUUUUCAGUGAUGCAAUAUUUCUGCAUGAAUAUGACCUAAAUUAAUACCAGCUGGAUAUCUGGUUGUUUCCAUUCAGAAUAUUAAGAAAAUGAAAAAUGAUUUUUCUAAGUUUUUCCUACAUUAAAAUUCAAUAUUGUUCCAUUUACUUUAAAUUCUACAGAGUUUGAAGGCAAUAUAGAAAUGCCAUAUUCCAUAAACCAUAUCAUGCUUGAGUUUUCUGAAUGGAUAAUAGGGCAUGGGCUGAAUGCUGCUAUCUUGACAUGUGCACAGGUACACUUGCCUUUUAUUUCUAGAGGUUUUUUUUCCCCAUUCAGGAAAACUUCAUUGUGACCUGUACUACAGAAACUAAAUGUCAUACACCAUACAUUUGUGUAUAAAGUACAUACAGUGGAUCUCAAUACACAUACUAGGGAGGGUAAUAUUGUUUGUGAAAUAAUGUAAGAAGCUUUCCACUUUUAAAAACAUUACGUUCACUUAACACUAGAUACCAGGUCAGACAUUUUCAAGGUUGCAAUAGUACUCUAAACUGAAAAAUUUCAACAAUUCUUAGAGAUGCUAGCUAGUAUUAAAGCUAUUUUUAUUUUACGCUGAAUUUUGAUUAUUUUGAUGCCAAAUUAUUUUUAGUCCUAAUCAUUGAUAAUAACUUGAAAAUAAUUAUGCAGUGGCAUUUGAAUUCAUUGUUAUGAUAGGUAAAAAAUUCAGUGGGUUCAGAGAGAAUGUUGGUGUUGAUUAUUAACAGUUACUAAAUCAAAUAUUUAUUUGUUGCAAUGUUUCCUUUGUGCUUUAGGUUUUCCUUUACACUCUUUUCAUAUUGCUUUCUGACAUACGUGUUUUUUUAAGACUAUGAAAAUAAUUGAAAGAGUUGAGCUCUGGUGGGUGAUUAUCUGCUCAGUUUGAAAAUGUAAUAUUUUGAUAAUACUGUACUGUACCUGUCACAAAUGCUUUUGUGAUGUUUUAACCCUGAGUAUUGCAGUUGCUGCAAUAAAGGAAGUGGAGUCAUUCAAACUUUA